GUGUAUUAAAUGAUCAAUGUUUCUAGUUUAUCUGUCAAUCUUCAACAUCAUGAUCGAGUUUAAUUUAAUUUGAAUACUUUAAAAAUAAUAAUAAUAAUGUCUCAGUUAUAUUUAAGCGCCUCAUCCUCUUCUUGUUCCUCUUCGACAUUAUCAUUGUCUUGUUCUAUCUAUGGAUUUGUACAAUGUAUUAGUCGAAAAUUUCUUAUCAAAAAUAAAUAUACUAUAUUCAUUAAAAUCACUUCAAAUUCAGAUUGUUUUUAUCAUUCUAUAUAUAAUGUAAUUAUUCAAUGGAAUGUAAAAGAUGAUGAUGAUAAUAAUACAAUAAUUGAAGAGAAAUGUUUACAAUUUUUACAUCAUUGUCCAAUAAGAUGUUGGAUUUCUAUACAUAAUUUAAAAGAAAGUCGAAUCUAUUAUAAACAGAAUCGAGAAAGUAAAGUAUGGCUUUUUAUACCAGAUCAAACAUAUAUUGAAUCAUUACCUCGUUCUAGAAUACCUUCAAACUGUAUUCAUGAAUGCUGUUUGUCACAGUCAUUCUCGCCUACUACUACUACUACUACUACUUCAUCAUCAUCAUCAUCAUCAUCAAGAUCAUUUCCUGUAGGGUUAAUUCCUUCCAUAGAAUUAUCUCUUAUCUCUAGUCAUUGUAAUGGAAUUUUUUUGGAAUUCGAACGAAUCAAUCAUCAUCCUCAUCAUCAUCCAAAAUGUAACCAACAUUAUUUAUUAUUAAAUAUUGAUAAAAUUAUUCAAUCCGUUGAUAAGUUAUUAUAUCGACAAAAUAUUAAACUAUUUAAUAUUUGGUCAUUUUUCAUUGAUACUAAUCAUGAUAAUAACAAAACACAUUUCUAUGCUCUACUUAUUCCAGGCAUCUAUUCAUCAUCAUCAUUAACCAUAGACACAGACAAUAAAUUAUCUACUAUAUAUUCCAAGCAAACUAUUCAUUGUCAAAGUGAUUGUUUUAAUUUUGAUGAACAAUUGAAUAAAAAGAAAUUCUCAUUAUUAUUACAUGAUUUAAAUUAUUUAUUUAAUUUUUGUUUGGCUUAUCAAAUCAAUAGUUUACAAUACAAGGAAGAAGUUAUACAUUACAAGGAGAAUAGAUUAAGAAAUCAAGACUGUACAUUGUCUGGAUCAUUCAAACACUUAAUAUCCAAUUUGUUCAUUCAAUCAAGAAAUAUCAACUUCAAAUCAUAUCAAUAUGCUGAAGAUUUUAUACAAUUCCCAUUCAUAUCCAACGUCCAAGAAAAUUAUCAAUCCUUCAAUUUCGUGAAAGAUAGUAUCAUUGAUCUACACGAUAUUAUUGCUAGGCUUCAAUCUAUUGACAAAUCAAUGAAUUGA
Molecule: messenger RNA, 1332 nt
Organism: Schistosoma mattheei
Lineage: Eukaryota; Metazoa; Platyhelminthes; Trematoda; Strigeidida; Schistosomatidae
Source: the annotation of a GenBank genome assembly